This is a messenger RNA of Stereum hirsutum FP-91666 SS1, 4965 nucleotides long. RefSeq lists its product as uncharacterized. The coding region runs from base 323 to 4429 and encodes 1368 amino acids. NCBI's taxonomy places the organism in Eukaryota, Fungi, Basidiomycota, Agaricomycetes, Russulales, Stereaceae. The transcript is spliced from 4 exons. The record is from RefSeq and is a predicted model, not a curated record.
AGCUUUCGGACCGGGAGAGGCCCUGGGGGAGUGACAUAAGCUGCUGUGGCGCCGACACGCUUGUACUCGGACGGUCACUGCGACCCGACCAGCUUACUUUGUCCUCUCAGCCUCUGCUGCCCUAUCCCACCCACAGCCAGCCAGUCAAGGUAGUAGUACGCCAAUCCCCCGAAUACUCCAUUUGUUUCUUUCGUUCAAGCCAAAAGCACUCGACUGGUCUCUGCGCGGGUCCGCACUAAACUCCGCUUCCGUGUUUCACGACUAGAGGGAUCCUUAGCCUCGACGCACAACUCUUCACUUCACUCCGUUCUCAGGCUUCAGAAUGGGUCAGAAUACGUCUAGGCAGCGUGGUGCCCAUGAACAAGAGCAGCGACCCACAGGCGAGACGACUGUCCCCACAUCAUCAUCAUCAUCAUCGCCGUCGUCGUCUCCCCAAACGCCGGUCGCGGGCUCGUCGUCAUCACGCCCCGCCACCGGCCCCAACAUCGCCAACCCACUUCCCGAUUCGCCAUCCCAAUCCCAAUCACAAGAUGAGCCUCCCGUAACCCAUGCCGAAGCGAAACGAACGAGGCGGAAGAGUGUGCUCAGUGCGUUCACGGGCGGGAAUGGUAGUAGGUUCGGGAAGACGCCGUCAGCGUCAGCGUCGGCCUCGGGGUUGUCGAGCUCGGGAUCGCGCCCGAGGCUGGAUAGUGCGCCGUCGAGCGUCUCUGGGAGCGCUCGGUCGUUGAGGAAAAGGUGGCGUAUGUCUCGACGGGGAACGAAGGCGAACGAAGGGGACGAACAGGACGUGCGUAUGAACGGAGGGACGGAGGAUAAUAUCGUGGCGGGCGCGCCUGUUGUGGCCGCUGAUAAGGGCAAGGAACGCGCUCAGGCUGUCGAUCCUACCGCAAUACCAACGCCAAUAGCGACGGGCGAGGUCUCUUCGCCGUCUGUUAUACCGGACUCUGUCGUCGCUGCGCCGGCGCCAUCGACUAGCACGCAGAGCGCCACGAGCCCUGCACCCGUCGAAGCCCCUGUACCGCCGCCUUUGAACCCUCAACCCUCGACUCCUCAGCCCGAAACAGCUGCUGCUUCAAUUACCGCGCCAUCUGACACUACAGCUUCGAAUCCCGCUCCUAUUGCGACUCCGACAGCAGACGCUCAAGAACCUCAACCACAACAGCAGCCACAGCCACAGCCACCCCGCGCUUUCCCUCCCGCGGGCACCCUCGUCGUCGUCCAAGGCGUCGUACACACCACCGAUGUCGCACCCACACCUAUCAACACCCACCCCACCGACACCAGCGACAGCACCACCAAUACCAACCUCACCGCCGAUUCCGCUCACCACAGACGUUCCUCAUCUGUUCCCUCCCGCUCCUCAUCUAUCCCUGCCGGAGGACUGAACAACAGGUCCCGCACCAGGCUGGGAUCAUUGAUGCCACGUCCUAUGCGUUCCAGGCCUUCGUCGUUCGCUGCCUCUGGGAGUGGUCAUGCGAAUGUGAACGGAUCGUCGACUUCUGUGCUUGAUCGUCCGGACACGGCCGAUUCGUCUUCGAGAAGGAAUGCGUCGUCCCAUCUGAACGAGUCGAGCGCGACGAGCGAGGAGCCCGAGAGUUCGCCGACUGCUGCUGCCGCUCCUGCGCCAGCACAAGUAACGUCGAACGAACCACCAAGACCGGCCGCCUUGUCGCCUACUAGUAUCGAUGUUCUCGGGACACUCAUUGGCCUCGCCACAGCGGCCACUGCCGCCUCCCUCGUCACCGGCUCCUCCGACCCUCUCUUCCACUCCGGACUCGCACUCCCAGGCUCAAUGGGCCUCCCACACCCACAUCAACGUCAUGGUAAUGGUCAUGGCCAUGCCCACCAACCCUCCACGUCCUCGUCCACAGCCCCUAUCUCGCCCAUCUCACCCAUCUCACCUAACACUCCCAGCCCCAACUCUACAUCUGCCUUCACACCUUACAACCCUCCCGCGCCGUUCAUGAGUAACCCACUGCGAAACAGCGAAGAGGGUCAGGAGCAAGGACAAGGAGCGGCGGAGAUAUCGCCGACGAGUCGUCCGACUUCGCCUACUCCGACUGCGGGACUUGGAGGCAGCGGGGCUGGGAGUUUGAGGAAUACGUGGGGAAAUAUCAGGAAUAGAUUGGGAUUGAGCGAUCGGGCUUCUUCGUCGAACGUGGGUGCGGGUGCUAGUUCUGGUGCGGGCGGAAGUGGGUUUGGGAGCUUAGGGACCGGGGCUGGUGCUAGUGCUAGUGGUGCUGGUGGAAGUGCUGGUGCUGGUGGCGCAGGUGCUGGUGGGAGUGGAUUCGGGAGCUUCGGCGCUGGGUUGGGCGCGGAGAGGCCGAGAGACGCGAGGUCGCAGUUAAUGGCGGAGAUGGAGAGGGCUCUGAACCUCGGGAUGGGACUCAGGGGCCCUCCUCCUCCAGGUACGGCAUCAUCAACGACAGGUGCUGGGACUGGCGCGGGUGGCGAAGGUGCUUUGGCAGGGGAGCAUCCUAUCCCAGAUCACCCGCCCCUCGAACCGUACCGCCGCCAUCAUCAUCAUCAUCACCAUGGUCUCGGUGGGCUCGGUGGGUUUGGCGGUGGAGGUGGAGAGCAGGACCAUGGGAUGCAGUCGAUCGAGGUGAAUCUGAGCGCGAUGAGGGACGCGAAUAGGGAGCCGCCGAUGGGGGAUAGCUUUGAGAGGUUUUUGUGGGAUUUGCAGGUUGAUCUGAGGAGGACGUUGGGAGAUGAGAGGACGCUGGGGGCGGAGGAGGGUGCGAAUGCGAGUGUUGGCGAGCCUGUCACCGCUCCUGUUACUGGGCCUGCAGACGCUGAUGUGGCGACGGUGAACGAUGCUGAUGCUCCCGAGGACGCACCGUCGUCGGUUCAAGCUCAAGUCUCUUCCUCCCCUGUUGAUCCUGUUGAGGAGGGUCAGUCUUCGUCUUCUGGACGGCCUGGCAGUUUGACUGUUCCUGGGACUUGGCCGGAGGAUAUGCCCGCGCAGACGGUUCCGAGCGAGGAUACACCCGCGCAGACAGUCCUGAGCGAGGAUACGCCUACGCCUGUUUGCUCGAGACCAGCUUCGAGGGCGGGUUCGAUCCCUCCGUUGGAGAGUAUUUCGGGGGCGAGCUCUGAAGAGAGUGAGGGUGAGGGUGAGGGUGCAGAUGCUCCAGAGGUGGAUACGUCUGCGUCGGGGUUGGGUUCUGCGUCGGGAGCUGGGCCUUCUGUGGCAUCUACGUCUGCUGGGACCACACCGACGACUGGCACUGGUGCUGUACCGCCGCCUUUCGUAGGAGCUACGCCAGCGCCCUUCGCAGGACAUGCAGCUCCGGUCAAUCCUGCUGCCUCUCGUACUGUUUCCGGAUCAGAACGCAGACCGAAUGGUGGGAUCAAUUGGUGGAGAAUGUAUAGGUUCCCGCCUAUGACUAUUCCUCCUGGACAGCAACCUGGUCCGAAUGGCGCUGUGCCAAUACCGAUGGCCACAGCUGCUGGAAUUCCUACGGGCCCGACCCCACUGUCACCACUACAAGUACCAUUAUCUGAACCUGUACCUUCCGCCACCACCGCCACACCAUCGGCAUCAGACACGAACGCUGGUGAACCCUCUAUCGUCGUUCCCGUCAUUCUAGUCUCGCUGCAGUCGGUGAACAGUAACGGACGAGAUCUGCCCACGCCUGGUUUCCCCGGUCCACCACCGCCCGAAGAUAUGGGAGAUGAGAUGCCUCCGAACGAUGUGGAAGGUGAUGUGAAUGACGGUCCAGGGCUCGGUGGCAGCGAUGAAGGUGAAGGUUCAUACUACGACGAGCCCGGGACAAGACCAGGAACGCCAGGCGCGGGUGCCAUCGCAGGUUCGUCCGCUUCAAACCGUCGCUGGCGUAACCGCGCCUCCAACGCCCUCCGUAAUCUCCGCCCCGCUCGUCGUACCAACGAUCCCGCUUCCGCCGCUUCAAAUGGCGUCGGGACCUCGCGAACGGGUCGAACGGCGGCGGACGGGGUGGGCUCGACGACGUUCUUCAUCUAUGUCAUUGGAGGGUAUUAUCCGCCGAAUCAUCAUCUCGUGACGGGCACGGCGCCGCUGGACAGUUUCGAGGCGUUGUGGGAGCUGGCGGAGUUGUUGGGGCAGGUGAAGCCGCCGACGGCGACGAGGGAGGAUAUUGAGAGGAGUGGGUUGGAGAUUAUUAGGGCGAGUGAUUUGGAGAGGUUGGAGAGCGAGGGGAGGGUCGCGAAUAAUUGUGUGGAUCGGUGCUUGAUUUGUCUGGAGGAUUAUGCGCCGGAGGAGGAGCUGAGGUUGAUGUCGUGUAGGCAUACGUUCCAUAAGGAUUGUGUGGAUAAGUGGUUGGAGACGGGGAGGAACAAUUGUCCGGCUUGUCGGUCUCAGGGUGUGGAGACCACUUCAUCCACGGAAUCACCAGCAGAGGCAGCUCCUGCACCUGCUGCCCCGCCACCAGAGCCAGCGUCCGCCUGAGGUAUCGUUCUGUCAGGCUUUCACGUUUCUCCAUACAUGUUUUCUUUUCCCAUUCGUUGAUGUAAGCAUAUCUGUAAAUCCCAGUCGGACUCUCGCACGAUGCUAUCGUUUUCGUCUCCUUCUCUCGCUUCCAAUCCAGUACAGUAUUUAAUACACCACAUCAGUUCCUCGUUUCUCAGCUGCCUCUCUCGUCCUCUACUCGUCGAUAUCCUUCUUGUUUAGUUGUUUCGUCUUUCUUGUACAUAACACCUUUCUUGAUACCGGUGUCCAUAUGGGCUUCUCUUCUUUUCCAGCCUCUUUUUUUUGUUUUCAUUUUUUCUCUUCUCUACAGUUUCAGCUCGAUCUACAUCUCGCACUCCACUUUUCUCUUCGUUUUCUUGCCUCAUCUGCGUCCCCUCUCAUGCCUCUCAUCCUCUUGUCCUUGGCCCUGGCUAUCAUCUUUGGCGGGCCCGUCUUUAUCAUAGGUACUUCGACUUUCUUCCAUCGGUAUAUUCUUUUUUCUCGCUCGUCGAGAACACUCCACUCCACUCCACUCC